UGUGUGUGUGUGUGUGUGUGUGUGUGUGUGUGUGUGUGUAGGGAGUGGCAGCAGCCAUCGCAUGCCGGCAGAAAUAUUUCCAUUCAAAGGAAACGGUGAAGCUGCACACUGCCUGCUCGGGGGUUUGACUGAAAAACGGAUGGACUUUAAAAAGUCCUACAGGUAAAAUGGAGAGUGCGACCCACAGUUUGAAUAUCUAGUGCCUCGUGGAUUAUUCCCCCUCUCACAAGCAAACACCAUGAACAUGCUAAAGUCCAGCGGCCUUAAGAUCCCCGGCAGGGGUCCGAAGCACUCCAGCCCGGUGGGACGAACCACCACGGGGCCCCCAUCUGCCCCCGCAACUCAGAAAGACAAUGUUUCUCACAAACAGCCCCUGCCGGCCCCGAGCAGCAGUGCAUCCGACAAGUCAAGCUCGAAAGCUUCGGAGGUGGGCGACGAAGUGCCGAGCGACUUUGCGUUAGGCGAGCGUGUAUGGGUGAACGGCGUGAAGCCGGGCCGCGUGGCUUAUCUUGGCGAGACCCAGUUUGCCCCGGGCCAGUGGGCAGGGGUCGUUCUUGAUGAACCUGUGGGGAAGAAUGACGGCUCAGUGGGCGGUGUGCGAUACUUCGAGUGCCUGCCUCUCCAGGGUAUCUUCACUCGGCCCUCCAAGCUCACGCGCCAGCCUGCAGCCGAAAGUGGCGAUGCCCAUUCUGCAGAUCCGCUUGCCGGACCAAACUGCCAAACUGCCACCGGAGCCCAGCGUGUAGUCGUACCCCUGCGGGAGGGAAUACUAAACAGUGCAACCAAAACAGGCAACGAGUCUGGCUCCAACAUGUCUGACAGUGGUUCGGUGAAGAAAGGUGGAGAGAAGGAUCUCCGAGUGGGAGACCGCGUUCUGGUGGGCGGCACAAAGACCGGUGUGGUGCGGUACGUCGGCGAGACAGACUUUGCCAAGGGCGAGUGGUGUGGCGUGGAGCUGGACGAGCCACUCGGGAAGAACGAUGGAGCCGUGGCCGGGACCAGGUAUUUUCAGUGCCCACCAAAAUUUGGCCUGUUUGCCCCUAUUCACAAGGUGAUCCGCAUCGGCUUUCCAUCCACAAGUCCUGCCAAGGCCAAGAAGAGCAAGCGUGUGGCAAUGGGAGUAUCUUCGCUGGCUCACAGCCCCAGCAGCUCAUCCAUCAGCUCCGUCAGCUCCGUGGCCUCCAGCGUCGGCGGCAGGCCCAGCCGCACCGGCCUGUUGACCGAGACUUCGUCCCGUUAUGCGCGCAAGAUCUCAGGCACCACUGCACUGCAGGAGGCGCUCAAAGAAAAGCAGCAGCACAUCGAGCAGCUUCUGGCCGAGCGCGACCUGGAACGAGCCGAAGUGGCCAAGGCCACCAGCCACAUCUGCGAGGUGGAGAAAGAACUCAACACACUCAAAGCCCAGCACCUGCAGUAUGCAACAGAGACAGAGAGCAACCUGCAGCAAGUGCGCACUCUAUUGGCCAAUGCACAGAGAGACAAAAUGGAACUGACCAAUCAGCUUGAAGAAGAGAAAAGGAAAGUGGAGGACCUUCAGUUCAGGGUGGAGGAGGAAUCCAUCACUAAAGGGGAUCUCGAGACUCAGACCAAACUGGAGCAUGCCCGUAUUCGGCAGCUCGAGCGGAAUUUGCGUUUGGAAAAGUCCAAAGCAGAGAGGCUUCAGAAAGAGUUAGAGGAAAAGCAAACCACGGUUGAGGAGAAGAGCCGCGUGAUGCAACUGGAGGAGGAAUUAACCCUGUGCAAAGCCGAAGUGGGCGAACUCCAGUCACGCCUGCAGAUGGCAUCGUCCUCCGUAGUGGAAGGUGGAGAUGUGAUUGCAAGCUCCGAGGCUCUCGUUCUCCGAGAACGCCUCGAAACUGCACGCCGCGAAGAGAGCAACCAGCUACGUGAACGCUACGAGGCCAUGCUGAGCAGCAGCCGCCAAGAAACCGAACGUCUCAAGGCCACCACAGAACGGCAGGGCUCAGAGAUCGCCAAACUGCGCCAACGGCUCCAGCAGGCCACACGUGAGAACAUGGAGAUGAUGGAUAGCUGGAAAGCCAAGCUGGACACCCUGGUUGGAGACCACCAACGUGCCCUGGAGGAGCUCAAAUCCUCAAUGAUCAACGAUUCCAAAGCUUCUGAGACCGGCGGAGGAGGCGGAGACGGUCCCACGCUUGAAAUGAGGGCCACCGUAGAGAGCUUGAGGAUGGAGCAGCAGCUGGAGGUGGAGAAUCUCAAGGCCAAACACGAGAUCGAAGUGGCCGUGUUGGCCAAGGAACGAGAGGAGCUUCGGGUCAAGGUCCAAGAACUACAAGAUAAGCUAGAGGAGAGCGAGGAGAACGCCAGGAGCAACCUGGAGUUCAACGAGUCUACCGAGAAGCUUCAGGAGGCCGAACUAAAGGUCAUGAGUUUGAGGGAGCGGCUUGAGUUGGCCGAGAAGAAGAUGGCCGACUACGAGGCUCUGCAGAGCGCCGAAGCACAAAGCAAAGCCGAGAUCCGAGAUCUGCAGGAGAAGCUGAGGGUUAGCGAGAACCGGCUGCAGUCUGUCGAGGCUGAUCACAUCAGCCAGGACGUCAACAUGAUAGAAAAUAAUGACAACUCUGAAGAGAAGAUUAAGUUAAAGCAAAAUAUGGAAGAAACCUUGGAGAAACUGGCAAAAAGAGAAAAAGAGGUUUCCACUCUUACUACACAAGUCGAUGACCUCAAAACACAGAUAACAGCCUUAGAGACUAAAGUCCGCAUAGGGGAGAGAAAAGCGGACGGCCUCUUCAGAGACAAGACGCGUCUGGAGGCAGAGCUGGAGGCUCUCACCAAGAAAUCCCACGAUGCAUCGGGCCAGCUGGUGAUCAUUAGUCAGGAACUUUUGAAGAAAGAGAGGAGUCUGAACGAGCUGCGCGUCUUGCUGCUGGACUCGCCACGUCACUCACCAGGCAUAGACCGCGAAAUGAGCCGCGAGUUGCACAAGACCGAGUGGAAGAUGAAGGAACAGAAGCUGCAAGAUGACAUCAAGAGCCUCAGGGAGAAACUUCUGCUUCUGGGGCGUGAGAGGGCAUCACCUGAGCACCGUCGCUUCUCCAUGAUGGAGGCGUCAGGGACGGACGUAGAGGUGGCACGCCUACGCCAACGACUCCUGAGCACCGAGGAGGCCUUGAGAAACGCGCUGGAACACAACCAAGAGGUGGAUCAGCUGGUGCAGGCCAUGCGCAUGCGACCUGAUAAGGUAUACAGCAGGCCAAAUUCGGCAAACGGGAUCCAUCAACAAGACGCUACCUUCACGGAAGAGGGACAGCACUGAUGAUGGGGGUCUUCAAGCAUUUAGGGAAAAAUAAUGGAGGUACGCUGCAAAAAAAAAAAAAAAAAAAAUACCUUGAGACACCUCAGCUCGGGACCGAACCCUCAUCGAAGAGCUUCGCAUUCUUUUCACAAGUUAUCACCAAGCCGACGAACAAACUGAAAUCACUUAGCGAAUGUGUAUGUAAAAACAGUGAGAUACUAUUUAAAAAAGAAAAAAAAAAAGAAAAAGCAAACACAACCAAACAAAGAAAUGAUCUUUGAAGCGGUACGUUGCGGUUUUAGACUCGGACCACUGAUCCACCUUGUACGCUACCUCCAGUAUGGACAAUUAAUCCAAGGGAAGUGAAAAAAGCGGCGCCUGAGCACCUGAAACCUCCAUGAAGCUAAGUAGUCCGAUUGGCCACGAGGUGGUUUGGUAAACCUUUUGGUCUUGAUUUAUACUUUAAUUUAUUUGCAUUUUACGCUGUCAGAUUUGAGACGGAAGGCGUCUCUCGAAUUCUUUUCUUUUCUUUUUUUUGCCUUGAAAGACUUGCUAUUCUCCCUAAGCCUCUGUAGUGAAUGUCUAAGUAAAGAAGACGGGAUCGUUCCACUUCGCACUUGUUUUUGUUUUCUUUUUCCUUGCGUACUGUACAAAUGCCACAGUGUUCAGCCACCUACCAGUAUCCAUCCUCCUGUAAUCCAUUAAAAUAGCACACGAUUUUUUUUAGGAAUUCCAGUGUUUCAAACGAAGACUUUCACCACUGUAUUCCUGUAAAAGACUUAACGGCCAGACAUAUUAUUAAGCCUAGUACUGUGUUUAUGCUGUAUAUUUAUGUGUCACGAUACAGUUUUCACUGUAACCAGCUAGGUCGAAGUAAAAUUAGGCUUUGAACGUACGCCAUUUAUCACACAUCUCCGUUUUUCUACAAGCGAUCACAUUAUAACCUAAAUGUCAGCAGGGUCGAAUUUGAGAAACACAACCCACCCGUUUAGCUCAAUUACGGAUUCGAUCUUUCUAUCAGUGCGAACAGGGAUUUCAUAUUGGCAGGAACGGAUUAAACAAAUAAAACGAUAGGGCUGGCCCCAAGUUUUGCAAAAACGAAGCUUCAAGUCGUUGGACUCUGAUGUUCUUUUAUGCUUUCACAAAAAAAAAAAAGAUUUUUCUCCCUUGGCUCUAGCUGUAAUCAUCUUGAUUCAAUCAUUAAAAAGAAAUAAAACUUA
Molecule: messenger RNA, 4476 nt
Organism: Silurus meridionalis
Lineage: Eukaryota; Metazoa; Chordata; Actinopteri; Siluriformes; Siluridae
Gene: clip2
Product: CAP-GLY domain containing linker protein 2
Exons: 17
Coding region: 239-3277 (1012 amino acids)
Biological process (GO): cytoplasmic microtubule organization
Cellular component (GO): nucleus; cytoplasm; microtubule plus-end
Molecular function (GO): microtubule plus-end binding
Source: RefSeq, a predicted model, not a curated record